Molecule: messenger RNA, 1205 nt
Organism: Pelagomonas calceolata
Lineage: Eukaryota; Pelagophyceae; Pelagomonadales; Pelagomonadaceae
Source: the annotation of a GenBank genome assembly
AUGGUGUCUCCAUGUUCAUCGCCGAGGAGCUUCAACCAUCCGGAGUACACGUCUCGAUACAUAUUUGACGCUUGUUCCCGACGUCCAACCUGUUCAUACGUGAUUGCAAGAUUGCUUUGCAAGCCAGGUGCCAUACGAGGUACUGUAACAAAACUUGCCAGCACGACCACUGGCGCCGCGGCCACAAGCAGAUCUGCAAGAAGAUACACCGCGGCGGCAACGCAGAACAAUACUACGCCGACAAAAAAUACAAAGAGGCCGUCGCGGAGGCCGUCGAGAAGUGCGCGGACGACACGAAGGGCCAGACGUGCUUCAUCUGCACGCAGGCCCUCCACUGGAAGACAAAGGAGGGUCUCGUGCGCGGGUGCUCGUGCCGCGGGACGGCGGGUUUCGCGCACGUGUCGUGUUUGGCGGAGCAGGCGAAGAUUUUGGUCGCGGAGGCUGAGGAGAACAAUUUGGACUACAAGGUCCUGAAUGAGAGGUAUCAACGGUGGCACAGGUGCAGUCUGUGCGAGCAAUACUACCACGGCGUCGUGGCGUGCGCGCUCGGGUGGGCGGCCUGGAAGACGUACGUGGGGCGGCCGGAAACAGAUUCUCUUCGGUACACGGCGGUAAAACAGCUUGGGGGCGGUCUAUCCGAAGGAGGUCACUACGAGGCGGCGGCGUCCGUACAAGAGGCCGAUUUGUCUAGGAUGCGGCGCAUUGGCGCACCAGAAGGACACUUACUCCUCGCGCAGACCAAUCUUGCAGUUAUGUAUGGAGAGCUAGGAGACCUUGAGAGGGCCCUAAGCAUGGAGCAAGAUGUAUACUCUGGAUGGCUGAAGCUCAAUGGUAUACAACACAUCAAUACCCUCCGAGCGGCAAUAAACUACGCGUCGUCCCUUGUUGCUCUCCAGCGCUUUGAAGAGGCAAAAUUACUGAUGCGCAAAAGCCUGCCCGUGGCGCGACGCGCCCUCGGAGAGAGUGAUGAAAUCACGCUCAAGAUGAGGUGGAUGUACGCGCUGGCGCUCUACAGAGACUCCGGCGCCACGUUCGACGACCUCCGCGAGGCCGUUGAGACGCUCGAGGAGACGGAACGGACCGCGCGACGCGUCUUGGGAGGCGCGCAUCCGAGCGUCGCGGGGAUUGAACGUUCCUUGCGAAGCGCGCAAGCGGUGCUCCGCGCCCGCGAAGAAGGAAAAACAGUGGUCAUAACUUACAAGUAA